This is a messenger RNA of Callorhinchus milii (elephant shark), 1942 nucleotides long. RefSeq names its product fidgetin-like protein 2. Gene Ontology annotation, molecular function: ATP hydrolysis activity; microtubule severing ATPase activity; ATP binding. NCBI's taxonomy places the organism in Eukaryota, Metazoa, Chordata, Chondrichthyes, Chimaeriformes, Callorhinchidae. The record is from RefSeq and is a predicted model, not a curated record.
AAGAUGCAGUGGACACAGGAGCAUGCUCAGUGGCCCGAGCAGUACCUUGACGUCUCGUCCACGACCCCCUCCCCCGCUCACAAGACGGACGCCAACCGCCUCGCCCGGCAACGGCACCAAUACCCUUGGGCCCACGAUGACAUCUCGGCCCUCACCGCCUCCAACCUCCUCAAGAAGUACGCGGAGAAGUACUCAGGGCUGGCUAACCCCGCCGCCUACGAGAGGUCCGACCUGAACCCCUACCCCCCGGAGGGGCUGUUCGGGCCCCCCCCCAACGGGCAGAAGAUUGACGGAGACGGCUGGCAGAUGUCCCUGAGUGCCGAAGGGACCUACUCGGUCAACGCCCUCCACGAGGACCUCAAGCCGGGCCCCGGCUCCUCCUCCGGCGGCGAGGGGGGGCUCGGGGGGGCUUCUUCCUCCUCUGUCACGGACCCCCGUUACCCCCCCAACCCCAACCCGUGCGGCCCCCCGCCCCCCUCCGCGGUCCCAGCGGAGUAUUCCUCAGGUUACAACGGCAGUUACAUGUCCCCCGGUUACUGUGGGCAGCCGGGACCCCCUCACCCACCCCCACUGCAUACCCCGGGCCUCUUGCAGCCCGUCCACCCCCCGACCCUCGCCCCGGGCUUCAACCCAGGUCCGAUGUAUACCUACCCGGCCAACAGCUACCCGACGCAACCCAACCUGGCUCCUGGCUACGUGGGCACUCACCCCACGGCCUCCUACUUGCCCUCGGGGAUCGCGGCCCCCACCCCUCUGGCCCCUGCGUCUGCCAGGCCGCCCGUCCUGCCCGGCUACCCGUACCAAAGCCACCCCCUCCUGCCCGCCUCGCCCUCGACCUCCCCCUCGCCUGUCAGCAACGGGUCGGGCUCCCUGCUGAAGAGGAAGGCGUUUGAGAUGAGUUCGGAGUUGGAGGAGGAGGAGGAGCUGCGACUGGCCAACGUGGAGACACUUGGAGAGCGUCCCACGCUGGAGGAGCAGCUGAAGGGCUUGGACCCGCGGCUCCUGGAGCUGGUGUCCAGCGAGAUCGUGGACCGCGGGCCUCCCGUGCAGUGGGGGGACAUCACCGGCCUGGGGGGGGCCAAGGCCGUGAUCGAAGAGCAGGUCCUGUGGCCGCUCACCCGGCCGGGGGCGUACAGCGGGGUCAACCGGCCCCCCAAGAGCAUCCUCCUGUUCGGCCCGCGAGGCGGGAGCAAGACCACGCUGACCCGAUGCGUGGCCACCCAACUCGGGGCCACCUACCUCAAGAUCGACGCCUCGUCCUUGGUGUCCAAGUGGAAGGGAGAAGCCGAGAAGAUCCUGCAGGCCACUUUCCUAGUCGCACUCCGCCAGCCCUCCAUCAUCUUCGUCAAUGAGCUGGAGGCCAUCCUCUCGGCCGCCCCGGCCGGUCGGGACGAAGCCACGGCUGGUCAACUCCGGUCCUUACCCAAGUUCCUCGCCCAGCUGGAGGGGCUGGCCAACUCGAGCGGUGACCGGGUGCUGGUCAUCGGGGGGACCCGGAGGCCGGACGACAUGGAGGAGAGCGCCCGUCGGUACUUCCCCAAGCGCCUCUACAUCUCCCCGCCCGACGGGCUGGCCAGGCGCCAAGUCCUGGGCUACAGUCUGGCCCAAGAGGACCACCGCCUGAGCGAGGCCGAGAUCGACUCCAUCGUCCAGCACACGGACGGCUACUGGAACGAUCUGGUCCAGCUGUGCCACCAGGCCUCUUCCUCGGCCUCUUCCUCCUCCUCGUCCUCCUCCUCUUCCUCCUCAGCCUCCUCCUCGGCUCAGGCCCCCAGUCUGACCGGUCAGCUCCGGCCGCUCAGCUACAAAGACUUCGAGGUGGCCUUCCGCAAGGUGCGCCCCAGCGUCUCGCCCAAGGAAUUGGAGCUCUACCUGCAGUGGAGCAAGUUGUUCGGGUCUUCUCCCCGGGAAUAGAGAGGGGUGGGUGGGGUUGAGUGGGGUU